Messenger RNA from Notolabrus celidotus (New Zealand spotty), 6031 nucleotides. It is a transcript of the gene eprs1, whose product is annotated as glutamyl-prolyl-tRNA synthetase 1. Gene Ontology annotation, cellular component: cytoplasm; aminoacyl-tRNA synthetase multienzyme complex. Gene Ontology annotation, biological process: translation; prolyl-tRNA aminoacylation; glutamyl-tRNA aminoacylation. NCBI's taxonomy places the organism in Eukaryota, Metazoa, Chordata, Actinopteri, Labriformes, Labridae. Gene Ontology annotation, molecular function: proline-tRNA ligase activity; ATP binding; glutamate-tRNA ligase activity. The record is from RefSeq and is a predicted model, not a curated record.
GUGGUAAAAACAGAAGAAGAAGUCCUCUCCCGUGUCUUCAUCACCGUGCUCUCGCCGGGGUUCUUGGGGUGCUCGGCUGUUGUCAGACUGCUGUGCAGUGUGUUCAAAGAGUGAGAAAGCUUCACUACCUGUGUGGAAGAAGGAUUUCACAUCAUGGCUCUAAACUUCACCAUCAACUCGAGCAAUCCUCCUCUAGGAGCGCUUCUGGCAGCCGAGCACGUGAAAGGCAGUGUGCAGGUAUCAGUGGAAGAAGGCAAAGACACCCGGCUUCAAGUCUCAGAUGCGAUCCAGUUCAACGAUACCAACUCCAUCAGUCGGUACUUGGCUCGGGUGGCUCCUGCUCUGGGUCUCUAUGGAGCGAACAUGAUGGAGCAGACUGAGGUCGACCACUGGUUGGAGUUCAGUGCUCGCCGCCUGUGUGGUCAGCCUGGUUUGGCUGUAGCACUAGCUGAGCUGGAUAAGGCCCUUUCUCUGCGGACCUUCCUGGUUGGACACGCCGUCACCCUUGCUGACCUCUCUGUCUGGGCUGCCCUCAAAGGUCAUGGUGAAUGGCCAGCCCAGGGAAAAUCCUUCUCCCAUGUCACACGCUGGUUUUCUUUCCUGAGCUCUCAGGUCCCCUUCACUGCUGUGGGAAAAAAGUACGCCAAGAAGAACCCUCCAAUGAGCAAAUCUAAUUCGGAUGAGAAGAAGCAGGAUGUCGGCAAAUUUGUGGAAUUGCCAGGAGCUGAGAUGGGCAAGGUAGUGGUUCGAUUCCCUCCUGAGGCCAGUGGAUACCUGCACAUCGGCCACGCCAAGGCCGCUCUGCUCAACCAGCACUACCAGGUCUCAUUCAAAGGCAAGCUCAUCAUGCGCUUUGACGACACCAACCCAGAGAAGGAAAAGGAGGACUUUGAGAAGGUGAUCCUGGAAGAUGUCUCCAUGCUCCAAAUCCAUCCAGACCAGUUCACUUACACCAGCGACCAUUUCCCCAUCAUUAUGGGAUUUGCGGAGCAGCUGCUUUCUGAGGGCAAAUCCUACAUCGAUAACACUCCUCCUGAGCAGAUGAAGCUGGAGAGGGAGCAGCGUGCUGACUCCAAAUGCAGAAAUAACACUGUGGAGCAGAACAUGAAGAUGUGGUCAGAGAUGAAAGCUGGUACAGAGUUUGGUCAGACCUGCUGCAUGAGAGCCAAGAUCGACAUGAACUCAAACAACGGCUGCAUGAGAGACCCCACCCUGUACCGCUGCAAGAACACCCCCCACCCUCGCACCGGAACUACCUACAGAGUCUACCCAACAUAUGACUUCGCCUGUCCCAUCGUGGACAGUUUGGAGGGAGUUACUCAUGCUCUGAGGACCACUGAGUACCACGAUCGUGAUGAGCAGUUCUACUGGUUCAUUGAAGCCCUGCGCCUCAGGAAGCCUUACAUCUGGGAGUACGCCCGACUCAACCUCAACAACACUGUGCUGUCCAAGAGGAAGCUCACCUGGUUUGUCGACCAGGGCUACGUCGAUGGAUGGGAUGAUCCUCGCUUCCCUACCGUCAGAGGAGUCCUGAGGAGAGGAAUGACAGUCGAGGGGCUGAAACAGUUCAUUGCAGCCCAGGGUGGAUCAAGAUCAGUGGUGAACAUGGAGUGGGACAAGAUCUGGGCCUUCAAUAAGAAGGUUAUUGACCCCGUGGCUCCCAGGUACACGGCUCUGUCCAGUUCUUACGUGGUUCCUGUUUCUGUGGCAGCGGCUGCGGAGGAGAUGAAGGAAGUGGCCAAACACCCAAAGAACGCAGAGGUGGGCAUGAAGGAGGUCUGGUACGGACCUCGUGUUCUGGUUGAAGGAGCGGAUGCUGAGACGUUUUCAGAGGGAGAAAUGGUCACCUUCAUCAACUGGGGCAACCUCAUCAUCACCAAAAUCACCAAAGGGUCUGAUGGGAAGGUUGUGUCCAUGGAGGCUCGCCUGAACCUGGACAACAAAGACUUCAAGAAGACCACAAAGAUCACAUGGCUGGCUGAGACAAACAGCGCCCCCAUGCUACCCACCAUCUGCAUCAACUACCAGCCUCUCAUCUCCAAGCCCGUCAUCACCAAAGACGAUGACUUCAAAGACUACAUCAACAAAAACAGCAAGCUGGAGGAGAAGAUGCUGGGAGACCCCUGUCUGAAGAACUUGAAGAAAGGAGACAUCAUCCAGCUCCAGAGACGAGGCUUCUACAUCUGUGACCAGCCCUAUGAACCAGUCAGUCCUAACAGCUGUAAGGAGAGUCCGUGUGUCCUGCUCUACAUUCCUGAUGGACAUGUCAAAGAAAUGCCGACUGCUGGAUCCAAGGACAAGAGCAAGAGUCAGGCCUCCAAUAACACACCUGCCGCCACUUCAAAGGCUGCCCCAGCCUCCACCCCAGCGCCUGCCUCAGCCUCAGGAGGAGACUUAUUCUCAAGCAUUGUAGCACAAGGUGAAACUGUGCGUCAGCUGAAGACUGCCAAGGCCCCCAAGGAAGAAGUGGACAAAGCAGUUCAGCAGCUGCUUUCUCUAAAGGCACAGUUUAAGCAGCAGACAGGUGUAGACUACAAGCCAGGCAUGGCUCCUCCAACCUCAGCUCAAGCCCCACCCACCACACAAGUAGACCCUGCUGCUUGUCCGUUCACCCGUGUUUCCCAGCAGGGGGAGCUGGUCAGGAAACUGAAAACAGAGAAAGCACCUAAGGACCAGAUUGACGUAGCGGUGAAGCAGCUCUUGGCUCUCAAGGCGGAGUUCAAGAAGCUGACCGGUCAGGAUUACAAACCAGGGAUGGCCCCUUCCACUCCUGCCUCCUCUGCUCCUUCUCCUGCAACCAAAUCUUCCUCUUCUGCCGCUUCCUCUUCCCCCUCCUCCUCCCCUUCUUCUUCUUCAGGCUUGUAUGAGCGUGUUGCACAACAGGGAGAGGUUGUGAGGAAACUGAAGUCUGAGAAAGCCCCAAAGGACCAGGUUGAAGCAGCAGUGAAGCAGCUGCUGGUCCUGAAGGCAGAGUACAAACAGGUCACAGGACAGGACUACAAGCCUGGAGCGGCCCCUGUUCAGAACAGCCCCUCUCCUGCUCCUGCUCCAGCUCCUACACGUGCUCCUGCUGCCUCCGGCCUCCACGAGAAGGUGGCUGAGCAGGGAGAAUUGGUGAGGAAACUGAAGACUGAAAAAGCCCCCAAGGAUCAGGUGGAUGCUGCAGUGAAGCAGCUGUUGGCUCUAAAAGCCGAGUACAAACAGCAGACUGGACAGGAUUACAAACCAGGAUCACAAGCCCCAGCUGCCCCUGCCCAGACCCAGUCCAACCCUCCAACAUCCCAGUCCAACUCGUCUCCACAGGCCCAGCAACUGUUCUCCCAGGUGUCACAGCAGGGAGAGCUAGUGAGGAAGUUGAAGUCUGAGAAAGCUCCCAAGGACCAGGUUGAUGAAGCCAUAAAGGGCCUUCUGGGCCUGAAGAGCCAGUACAAGACGCUCACCGGUGAGGACUACAAACCAGUGGCUGCUGCCGGAGCCAGUGGAGGAGAAGACAAAAACCGCAAAGAAAGGGAGAACAAGUCUGAGAAACAGGGAGCAGGAGGAGGAGCAGGAGGAGGAGCAGGAGGAGGAAAGAAGGGUAAAGGAGACAAAAGCAACCAGGGCAAGGAGGCGUCAGGAGGAGCAGGAGGAGCAGGAGAGGGUCAAGGGCCAAAGAAACAAACACGGUUGGGCUUAGAGGCCAAGAAAGAGGAGAACCUGGCUGACUGGUACUCUCAGGUCAUCACGAAAGCAGAGAUGAUUGAGUAUUACGAUGUCAGCGGCUGCUAUGUCCUGCGUCCCUGGUCCUUCUCCAUCUGGGAGUCCAUCAAAGAGUUCUUUGACAGGGAGAUCAAGAAACUUGGAGUGGAGAACUGCUACUUCCCCAUGUUUGUGUCUCAGGCUGCCCUUGAGAAGGAAAAGUCCCACAUUGAAGACUUUGCUCCAGAGGUUGCCUGGGUGACCAGGUCAGGAAAGACAGAGCUGGCGGAACCCAUCGCUGUGCGACCCACCAGUGAGACAGUGAUGUACCCCGCCUACGCUAAAUGGGUCCAGUCCCACAGAGACCUGCCAAUCAAACUCAACCAGUGGUGUAAUGUUGUGAGAUGGGAGUUCAAACAUCCCCAGCCUUUCCUCAGGACCAGAGAGUUCUUGUGGCAGGAGGGACAUACAGCCUUUGCCACCAAAGAGGAGGCAGCAGAGGAGGUGCUUCAGAUCCUGGAUCUAUACGCCAAGGUGUAUGAAGAGCUGAUGGCGAUCCCUGUAGUGAAGGGGAGGAAGACUGAGAAGGAGAAGUUUGCAGGAGGAGAUUACACCACCACUGUGGAGGCGUUCAUCUCUGCCAGCGGCCGAGCCAUUCAGGGUGCUACAUCCCAUCAUCUGGGACAGAACUUCUCCAAGAUGUUCGAGAUCAUGUUUGAGGAUCCAAAGAGGCCGGGAGAGAAACAGCUGGCUUUCCAGAACUCAUGGGGAAUCACGACCAGGACCAUCGGUGUCCUCACCAUGGUGCAUGGAGACAACAUGGGACUCGUCUUACCUCCAAGGGUGGCCUGCCUGCAGGUUGUCAUCAUCCCAUGUGGCAUCACUGCCUCGCUGUCAGAGCAGGACAAAGACGCUCUGUUGGCCCAGUGCUCUAAAUAUCAGAGCAGGCUGCUGGACGCCGGGGUCAGGGUGAAGAUUGACCAAAGAGACAACUACUCACCUGGGUGGAAAUUCAACCACUGGGAACUCAAGGGAGUACCUAUCCGUCUGGAGGUCGGUCCUAAAGAUAUGCAGCAGCGCCAGUGUGUCUCUGUGAGGAGAGACACUGGAGCUAAGGUGACGAUUCCAGAAGCUGAGGUGGAGAAGAAACUGGUCACCAUGUUGGAGGAUAUCCAGACUAACCUGUUCAAGAAAGCCUCUGAUGACCUGAAUAACAACAUGGUGGCUGCAGACACAAUGGAACAGUUCCAGAAAGACUUGGACCAGGGCAAGAUCGUCCAGAUACCGUUUUGUGGAGGGAUCGAGUGCGAGGAUUGGAUCAAGAAAACCACUGCCAAGGACCAGGACCUAGAGCCUGGUGCUCCAUCCAUGGGGGCAAAGAGUCUCUGUAUCCCCUUCUCCCCACUGAAGACACUGCAGCCCGGUCAGAUGUGUGUCUGCAGCAAGGAAGCCGCCAAGUACUACACCCUGUUUGGACGCAGCUACUAAAGAGCUGCUCAGCUGGACCACGAGGAUGACCAUUGUAGUCAAAAAGGGCUCUCCCACCUUCUCUCAUUUACAUUUUUUUUCUCUAAUCCUAUGUGGGUAUGUAGGUUACUGGACUAUGGGAAUUAAAAUGGGGAUAUGCUGUUUCUGUUUUUGUAUUAACAUAUGAUAUCAUUGUCAUCAUAAUUCUUCUGAAAGAAAGCUGAGGUGAGAAAAUAUUUGUAGCACUGUUCCUUUAACACAUGGCUGUUUAUUCUGUCAAUGCCUCGUCAAAUGGAAUAACUAUCUGCCAGUGCUUUGUGUUGGGGAGGUUAUACCACCAGACACCAGGCAAAUAUUACAUAUAAUGAGUCAUCUUUUGCAGUUCUUUGUCACUUCAAAUGGAAACACUAGCUUAUCUGUUUUAGACGCCACCUCUGAAUUGAUUUUUUUAUAUCAACUUAAUAUGUUGAAUAAAAAAAACUGCCUUUGUUUCUGUUAAAGUUUCUCAUGUAUGUAUUUAUUGAAUUACGCCCAUAUAAAAUCGUGAAAAGUUCACUGAGAGCCGUAGCUUCUCCUGGCAGCUGGGGAAGUGUACUAUUUGUCAGCAAUCUCAUCUCAUGCAGCCAUACUGUCUCAGGACCUCUGCAGAUACUCAGGCUUGUAGUUGUCUCAUUGUUCUCACAGCUUCAUCAGCCCUCCUCUCUUUGUAAGAGUGAGUACAGUAUGUGGCUCGUUGUUCACAGCUAAUACGAAUACCUCAGAGCUAAAUGAUGACAGCUCUAAGAAGCUGUGUAUGUUAAAAUAUUAAAAUAAAGCCCUCUGUCACUUCCCUCUUUGUUUAAAGACUUUAAAAGUUGUCAAUAAUAAAGUAAUUUCCAUGGCAAAA